AUCCGGGAGCCUUCCUGCGAUUGUCGAUCAUCAUUGUUUCAACCCACGGUGACGCCCUAUUUGCCUAUUCGCCAUCGGUUGCCUCAGGCGGUCGUCGUUAAUAUCAUACUCUUUCAUAGGUGGGUUAUAUCGCGUCGCAACUUGGAGCGACCCUUGGAGUGCUUGGGGCAAGGUUUAUGAAUUUACUGUUGUCAUUGUUCGCGCGCUCUUGCCCUUUUCCCUAUGAACUCGUGAUGGAUGGUUGUUCCUUAGGGCAGUUUCUUGUUUACCUCCUCAUGUUUGCUUCCUUCGCCGUCUUAACCCUCCGCCUUUUCUUUUCCUCCUUGUCCACUUCACCUCACCACCUUCCCCACUCACCACCCACACGUCGUCAUCAUCUAACCAUGUCGUUUGCGGCAGCUUUUAACUUCAUCUUCAAGCCCUUGAUCGACUUUCCCUCCAACAUCACCGCUUCCAUAAAUUACGCACAGGGUAUUUGCACUGCGGGAGAUUCGCACUCGACUAACGCUGCCGAGGAUUAUCUUUCCGGAAGCGAAAAAUCCACUUCCGGCUCCGAGGACGAGGACGAGUAUUACGGAAGCUAUCAGCAAACCAAGCAUUUCGCACCACCACUUGCCACCUCUCCUUUCCCUAGCGCGACAGCCAAGUCUGUGGAUCAUGUGUGUUUAGCUAAGGAUCUUGAGUCUACUGAUCCUGCCUGUCUCACAAACUCGGACACAAAACCUGCACCCGGAUUCUUUCAAUUUCCCUACCAGAAGACCCACUUCGCUCUCCCAUUCGUUAGCGAUCUUCAGUCCAAGCUAUUCACGGUUUCCGGUAUUGGUGCUUUUAGUGGUCUAGAGAGAAGCAAUACAGCCGAAGCUCAGCUGUUGCGUGAAUCGCUCCUGGACUCUGCAGAAAAACCCGCUUUCUCUGGGGCUACUAGCUCCCCCGUCUUACCCUAUUCCAUCAAGCCAUCCUAUAGCUCUUACUCUGCUAACGCAGCUGUUCCCGCUUCUCCGAGAUCUCAGUUAGCUUCGACUUUUCGUCCCAAAUUCUGCAGAUCGAAACUUUCCGUUCCCGGAACCCGUAACCCACGUAACCCAUCUACCACCAGUGCCACCCCUGUAAAGGGGCCCUUCGACAAUUUUGUCCACCUACCGCCUCCCUUACCAUCAGACCCACUAUAUACAACCCUACCCCGCUCACUUUCACAUCAGCGAUCAGCUCCCAAAGCUACCUAUUCCCCUGCGCUUGAAGUCGAGAUGGCCGAGGCCAUCUCCACCAGCUCCCCCAAGCCGACAGCCACCACCCCAAAAAACAUCCCCUGGAACCGCGUCUAUGAAAUCCACGCCUCCCAACUACGCGGCCACCUCCGUUUCCUAAAGCUCCUUGCAGCAAACAAGGGCCAUUCCCAGCCCCUUACGCAAUGCAUCUCCCGCGCAGAGACCCUCCUCAAAGAUGCCGCAACUGCCGCCGCCGCAUCCGGCAUUUCUACCGCUGGACCGGUCCCAGCGAAGCCGGAGAAGCGCCGACGCUCUGUACGCUUCGAAGACGAAGUAGUAGCCAAAGAAGCCAAACCUGACAAGAAGAAUAAAACGGCACAUAAAUCGAUUCAAAGGCCGAAAAUGCGACAUGCAAAGCCUUCCAAAGCGCGGGUUGCUUCAUUGCUUAGCACUCUAGGAAAGAGGUCACGGGUCAAACCUAGUGAUUCUGAUGAUUCUAGUGCUGGGGGCGUCCUCGACGGCGAGAAGGUUAUCAGGAAGAAGAUGAGAAAGGAGUAUUUCACUCCUGGAAUGGUCUUGGAAUUUGAGAGCAGCGAUGAUGAGGAUGACGGGGAGUUUGUUCCACCUGGCGACGAGGAGGAGGAAGACUCGGAGGAUGAUUGCGACAGUGAUGAGAGUGGAGAUGCGGAGAAAGAGGAUGACACCUCCCCCUCGCCGGAGGUGGACCGGAAGAGGACUAAAGCUAGGGGUGUAGAUGGGAAGGAUAAAGACGUCAAUAGGAAGAACGUCGCCAAAGAAGGUGUCGAGGACACCACCGCAGCCAAGGACGUACCCGAAUCCAACAAAAAGCGCAAAAUUGUUGUUCUAAAUGCUCCAGGGCAGACUGUGCCCUUGACACAGGAGGCGGGGGAAGCUGGCAGGGGGAAGAGGAUUAGGCCUUCGUAGGGGGUGCAAUUUAAUGUGGGAGGGUUGGAGAAUCAUGGAGGGGAUAGAGGAGGGGGCAUACAGGACAUGAGCGGCGAAAAUUGUAAUGUUCUCAUGACGUGAUGUUUUUUACUUUUUUUUUUCCCUGCUAUUUUUUGUAUGGAACUGGGUUAUGGGAUGGGCUCACGAAAUUGUACCUGAUGGGAAACGUGACACAGUUAUUGG
Tuber melanosporum (Perigord truffle) is the source of this 2354-nucleotide messenger RNA. RefSeq lists its product as uncharacterized. NCBI's taxonomy places the organism in Eukaryota, Fungi, Ascomycota, Pezizomycetes, Pezizales, Tuberaceae. Bases 384 to 2150 code for a protein of 588 amino acids. The transcript has 2 exons. The record is from RefSeq and is a predicted model, not a curated record.